Danio aesculapii is the source of this 3059-nucleotide messenger RNA. RefSeq names its product HID1 domain containing a (gene hid1a). The record is from RefSeq and is a predicted model, not a curated record. Bases 55 to 2460 code for a protein of 801 amino acids. Gene Ontology annotation, cellular component: Golgi medial cisterna; Golgi trans cisterna; membrane. The transcript has 19 exons. Lineage: Eukaryota; Metazoa; Chordata; Actinopteri; Cypriniformes; Danionidae.
GAGGAGACGGGAUUACAGCAGCGCCUCAUCAAUAAACCAUCAUAACAGCAGAAAAUGGGGAAUUCCGACUCGAAACUCAAUUUCAGGAAGGCGGUGAUACAGCUGACCACGAAGACGCAGCCUGUUGAGGCCACAGAUGAUGCGUUCUGGGAUCAGUUCUGGGCAGAUACUGCGACCACCGUGCAGGAUGUGUUUGCUCUUGUACCCGCAGCCGAAAUCAGAGCCGUCCGAGAGGAAUCACCCUCCAAUUUGGCAACUCUGUGCUACAAGGCAGUGGAGAAGCUGGUCCAGGGAGCCGAGUCCGGCUGCUCCUCAGAGAAGGACAAACAGAUGGUGCUGAACUGUACCCGAAUGCUCACCCGAAUCCUGCCCUACAUUUUUGAGGACCAGGACUGGAGAGGUUUCUUUUGGUCCACCAUUCCUGGCACCGGCAGAGCAGGGAUGGAUGAAAUGGAGGAUGAUGAUGAAGGUGCGCGUCCGCUGGCCGAGUCUCUCCUGCUGGCUCUGGCUGACCUGCUCUUCUGUCCAGACUUCACUGUUCACAGCCACAAGAGAGGAAGACCCGACUCGGUUGAAGACAUGCAGUCUCUGGAUAGCUGUGAGUACAUCUGGGAGGCCGGUGUGGGUUUUGCUCAGUCUCCACCGCUCAACUACAUCCAUGACCUCAACCGGUCUGAGCUGUUGAGGCUGCUGCUCACCUGUUUCUCAGAAGCCAUGUACCUGCCGCCGACAUCAGACAACACUAUCCUCAACCCCUGGGUCACUUUCUUCUGCUCCACUGAAAACAGACAUGCUCUUCCGCUCUUCACCUCUCUGCUGAACGUGGUGUGUGCAUAUGACCCGGUGGGCUACGGGAUCCCCUACAACCACCUGCUCUUCUCAGACUACCGCGAGCAGCUGGUGGAGCAGGCCGUGCAGAUCCUCAUCGUGACCCUGGAGCACGAAGGCGGACAGCCGUACCGUCCUCCCUCUCCAUCCAGCAUGGAGGACCAGGAUUCUGUAGGUCCAAAUAACCUGUUCGUGAAUUACCUGUCCAGAAUUCACAGGGAGGAGGAUUACGACUUUGUGCUGAAGGGUUUAGCGCGUCUGCUGACCAACCCUCUCACUCAAACAUACCUGCCCAACUCCACCAAAAAGAUCCAGUUUCACCAGGAACUGCUCGUGCUUUUCUGGAAGCUCUGUGACUUCAACAAAAAAUUCCUCUUCUUUGUGCUGAAGAGCAGUGAUGUGUUGGACAUUUUAGUGCCUAUUCUCUAUUAUCUGAAUGAUGCACGGGCUGACCAAUCGCGGGUCGGCCUCAUGCACAUCGGCGUCUUCAUUCUGCUUUUGCUGAGCGGAGAGAGGAACUUCGGUGUGCGUCUGAACAAGCCCUACUCGCUUCACGUGCCGAUGGACAUCCCUGUGUUCACGGGCACACACGCAGACCUGCUCAUCGUGGUUUUCCACAAGAUAAUAACCAGCGGCCAUCAGCGUUUACAGCCUCUCUAUGACUGCCUGCUUACUAUUGUGGUGAAUGUGUCUCCUUACCUGAAGAGUCUGUCCAUGGUUGCUGCCAACAAGCUCCUGCAUCUCCUGGAGGCUUUCUCCACCAACUGGUUCCUGUUUUCGGCACCUCAGAACCACCAUCUGGUCUUCUUCUUGCUGGAGGCCUUCAAUAACAUCAUCCAGUACCAGUUUGAUGGUAACUGCAAUUUGGUCUACGCUAUCAUCCGGAAGCGUAACGUCUUCCAUCAGCUGGCGAACCUGCCGUCAGACCCCGCCACCAUUCAGAAGGCCCUCCAGAGGAAGAGGAAAUCUCCAGACGCCAUCUCUCGCACCAGCUCACAGGAGACCGUGUCCAUGGAGGGUUCCCGACCCGCUGUACCCGCUGAACCCGGCACACUGAAGGCCAGUCUGGUGGCCAUGCCUGGCAUCGAUAAGCUGACAGAGAAGUCGCAGGUUUCUGAAGAUGGCACUAUGGUGGCAGUGGCUGAAUCUCCACAGAGCCCUGAACACGGCAGUGCUGAAGCUGGAGCCAGCGACACAGAGUCCAUCUCCGGAAGAGACAGUGAGGAUGUGUUCUACACUGAGGCAGAGAUGGAGAGGAGGAGACGUCUGUCCAGCUCCUCAUCUUCUGUCUGCCACUGGAACCCUAAACCAGACUGGGUGCUGUCCUGGAAGAGCAAACUCCCUCUGCAGACCAUCAUGCGUCUGCUGCAGGUUCUGGUGCCACAAGUGGAGAAGAUCUGCAUUGAUAAGGGACUGACCGAUGAAUCGGAGAUCCUGAAGUUCCUCCAGCAUGGCACUCUGGUGGGUCUGUUGCCUGUUCCUCACCCCAUCCUCAUCAGGAAAUACCAGGCCAACGCUGGCACCGCCAUGUGGUUUCGCACAUACAUGUGGGGAGUCAUUUACCUGCGGAAUGUAGAUCCGCCGAUCUGGUACGACACUGACGUGCGUCUCUUCGAGAUCCAGAGGAUGUAGAGCCGCACCGUCUCCCCCAAUCUCGCCUUGUGAUUUUUUUGGCUUUAACCCGCUCCGCUUCCCCAGAGAAGAGGUGACUGUGAGCCCCCCUCGAGAAGUGCCCUGUCCAAACGUCUGUUUGCUUCUGCUGUACUCCAGAUAAAGCGGCUAAAUAUAAACCUCACGCUGAUAAGAGAAAAUCAUACUGUGUUCAGCAGCCCAGACACAUCCAACUCUCUCACUGUGGUUUUUAUAGGUGCUUAUUACGAGAAGGAAACCUAUUUAUAGUUACCAAAACCUUGUGAAUAGUUUGUAGGAAGUUGUAAGACGACCUCUAGAUUGUACUGAUGCCACCACAAGAGGGCGAUACACUAAACCCAGUUUGUUUAUCAUGAGAAUACGUGCAUUUUCUGUAGUUUAUGUCAGGGAUGAAGGGAAAAUAGUAGAGCAAUGAGAAGAAAAUAUAAAAAUGUGGUUAACUCCACCAGUGUUCAUAUAGAUUGUGAAACUGUACAAAAAAAAAAAAAGAGUAUUACAUAUUUGACAGUAUAUUAAUAUCUCUAUUUUUGUCUGCAUAUCGGUUUUGCUAAUGAGAUUAUGUAAAUAUGGCUUGAUGUUUA